Phascolarctos cinereus (koala) is the source of this 2092-nucleotide messenger RNA. It is a transcript of the gene CUNH1orf94, whose product is annotated as chromosome unknown C1orf94 homolog. NCBI's taxonomy places the organism in Eukaryota, Metazoa, Chordata, Mammalia, Diprotodontia, Phascolarctidae. The record is from RefSeq and is a predicted model, not a curated record.
CCCUCCCCCAGAACACACUCAUUCACACACACACUCGCACACAAACACACAUAGCCUUGUAAAACAAUUGUCCUUGGAGGACAGAGAAAAAUCUGACCCCCUAAACUCCCGUAUCCCUAACUCGAUUUCUGGUGAAUGAGGGGUUGUGGAUGGUCUGUCUUGGAGCCCUGGGCAGGCAAGGGCCCUUCUGCAAAGAGAGGAGGAUGAUGGCCAGCGGGAACGGGUUCCCUUCUUCCACGGUGGCCAGCAAGCGCCCCUCACCCCUGGGCCCGUUCCCCAGGCAUAUCUGGAUCCACCAGGACACGCCUCAAGACAGCCUGGACAAGACCUGCCAUGAGAUAUGGAAAAGGGCCCAGGGCCUCCCAGAAGCCUUCCAGCCUAGGGCAGGGGCAAUGGUACCAGCACAGCCCACUGCUGCCCCACCUGGUGCCCUCAGAGACCACGACAGCACUUUCCAGGAUGAAGCUUUGGAUCAGAGCUGCAGUAAGGAUGAGAUCUCCCUCCUAGUGGAGCAAGAAUACUUGAACCUCACGAAAGAAAACUUGAGCCUGGCCAGAGACAGUCCUGGGGAGCUGGACGUAGCAGGUGACGCCCCUGAGCUGAGCAGGCUGGCCACUCCACCCUUCCCUCCACAUGUCUUGGCCCGGGCCAGGGGCCUCCCCCUGGCCCUCACCUUUGGGCGGGACCAGUUGCUGGGCCAGAAAAAGACUGUGGGGCAGGCCAUCCCGCCCAUGCUCAGUGGGCUGGGGGAGCUGCCUGGCCGCCCUGACUGUGACUCAGUCAAAUCCACAGUCACGGGGAUCCUGCGCUCCGCCAAGGGCAAGGGCACCAAGGGCGGGGAGGAGGGCAUUGCCACCCUUGCAGCCUCCAAUUCAGAGAUCAGCAGGCUCCUGGCCCAGUUCCCCCUGAAGCAUAUUGAGUCGUCCAAGGCCCCCGACAACAAAAUGGUGCUGGAGGAGACCAGGGUGAUCAAGGACUUCCUUCAGAACAGCAUGUUCAGUGGCCCCGGCCCCAAAAAGCCAUCAGGGCCGCCCCUGCUUCCUCUGCCACCACCACCACUGCCAGUGCUGCCAGAGAAGGCUCCUGAGCUCCCCGGGCAGAAGAGGCAGCUCCCAGUGUUUGCCAAGAUCUGCUCCAAACCAGAGGCCGACCCCUCCAUGGAGGGGCUCCUUGUGAUGGAGAGGACUCCAAACUCCAAGGAACUGGUCAAGGCCCCCAGAGAUGCCCUGGUUCCCAGCCAGUGGCCCCAGUGCCGGAAGGACAUGUGUGGUGAGGAGGGCCUCGGCAGUGGCAAGGCCAGCAGCAUGUUUGUCUCCCUGCCUUCCAAAAGGCCUCCUUGGCCCACAGAAAAGAACCUGCUUUAUGAGUUCCUCGGGGCAGCCAAGAAUCCCGAUGGACAGCUGAGAUUACGGAGCAAAACUGAAGUGGAUGGGCUGGAGCUGAAGUUCAAUGCACCAAUGACGAUUGCUGAUAAGAACAACCUCAAGUAUACUGGAAAUGUGUUCAUGCCACGCUUCGCCACAGCCUUAACCUCAACAGCACUGAACCAGCCACUUUGGCUCAACCUGAAUUACCCUCCACCUCCUGUAUUUACAAACCACUCGACCUUCCCACAGUACCAGGGCCUGUAUCAGCAGAGAGCACGGAUGCCCUACCCCCAGGCGCUGCACCCCCAGCUGGGAUGCUACUCCAGACAGGUGAUGCCCUACAACCCGCAGCAGAUGGGACAGCAGAUUUUCAGAUCAUCGUAUACCCCCUUGCUGAACUACAUCCCUUUUGUCCAGCCUGGCUAUUCAUACCCACAGAGGACACCUCCCAAGCUGUCCACCAACCCCCGUGACCCUUCCCCCAUGGCAGGAGAUGGGCCACAGUACCUCUUCCCCCAAGCUUAUGGGUUUAGCUCGACAUCCAGUGGACCCCUGAUGAACAGCCCCUACUUUUCUUCCAGUGGCAAUGGCAUCAAUUUUUAGCUGUGCUUCUCCCUUUCUUAUUCUGCAAUGCUGGCCUCCGAGAUCCUCUGGUUUCAGGUUUGGAAAGCCAAUGUUCUGGCCAGGCAGGUCCUCUCCCCCAUACAUGCACAAACAUUCCAACA